AUGACGACUCUGCAGCCGCGCCCGCCCUACUCAGACGCCGAGCUGGCCCAGCUCUACCCGCGCCAGCUUCACCUCCAGCAGGUCCAGAUCCUGCUCCGCCACGGCGAGCGAACGCCCGUCAACGCCCGCUUCGCCAAUGCCGGCCUGCCGGCCUUCUGGCCCUACUGCAGCGCCGUGCGCCGCCUCCGGUCCGUCGUCCUUGGCCCGUCCGGCCCCGGCGCCGAGUCCGUGUCCGCCUCAGACGGCACCUUCUCCGAGCUGCAGUGGCGCCGUCGUCUCGAGACCUUUGGCGCAAGCGAUGCCGCCAUCCCGGCCUCUGGGCCCAGCAAUGAGCUCGAUUCCAUCUGCGACCUGGGCAUGCUGACGGACCGCGGCCGGGAAACGACAUACGCCCUGGGCUCGCGCCUCCGGAAGCUCUACGUCGACCACCUGGGCUUCCUGCCGGCCAGCAUCAAGGACGCCGACUUCCUCUACCUCCGCGCGACGCCCAUCCCCCGCGCCCUCGAGUCCAUGCAGCAGGCCUUCCUAGGCCUCUACCCGCCUCACACCCGCGACGCCGACUUCCCGCCCCUGACCAUCGUCUCGCGGUCCCCCGCCGACGAGACGCUGUUCCCCAACGACAGCAACUGCCGCCGCUUCGCCGCCCUGUCGCGGGCCUUUGCCCAGCGCGCCGCCAACCGCUGGAACGACACCGACGACAUGGCCUAUCUGACCAAGAAGCUGGGCAAGUGGAUGCCCACUGACAACCCGCGCGUCGCCGUCGACUCCCGCCCCCGCCUCAGCGGCAUCAUGGACACGGUCAACUCAACGCUGGCCCACGGCCCGGCCACGCGGCUUCCCAAGGAGUUUUACGACCCCAAGGCCCGGAGCAUCAUGGAGACGAUCGCCGUCGACGAGUGGUUCACCGGAUACAAGGAGAGCCAGGAGUACCGCGCCCUGGGCAUCGGCGCCCUGAUGGGAGAUGUAGUCGCCCGCAUGGUUUCCACCGCCGAGCGCAAUGUGCCGCCCCCCGACGCCGAGUUUAGCAACAAGAACAAUGGCGACGACGACGCUGCUGCCUUCCGCUUCGGCCUCAGCGGCUGCCACGACACCACCCUCGCCGGCAUCCUCGCCAGCUUGGGCGCCUUCGGCAACGACGCCUGGCCCCCCUUCACAAGCCACAUCGCCAUCGAGCUCUUCCGCUCCAACGACGACUCCGCCACCGGCACCGCCAAAACAUCCUCAUCCCUCUUCUCAUCCUUGUGGCCCUCCUCCAAGCCCGCUCCCAUAGGCCGCAAGCCCACCCCAGACCUCACCCCGCGCGAAAAGGAGUCUCUGCAGGGCUACUUCGUGCGCCUGCGCUACAACGACAGCCCCGUCGUCAUCCCCGGCUGCAAGACCCCCGGCAACCACCUCGACGGCGACGAGUCCUUUUGCACCCUCGCCGCCUUCAAGGCCAUCGUCGACAAGUUUACGCCGCUGGACUGGAAGCGCCAGUGCCACACCAAUGUCAAGGGGCCCGCGUUUCCCGAGAAGCCGGAACCUGCUGGGUACUGA
Molecule: messenger RNA, 1536 nt
Organism: Trichoderma virens Gv29-8
Lineage: Eukaryota; Fungi; Ascomycota; Sordariomycetes; Hypocreales; Hypocreaceae
Exons: 2
Coding region: 1-1536 (511 amino acids)
Biological process (GO): dephosphorylation
Molecular function (GO): phosphatase activity
Source: RefSeq, a predicted model, not a curated record